Messenger RNA from Portunus trituberculatus (swimming crab), 2796 nucleotides. Its product is annotated as troponin C, isotype gamma-like. The transcript is spliced from 7 exons. Bases 1661 to 2083 code for a protein of 140 amino acids. The record is from RefSeq and is a predicted model, not a curated record. Gene Ontology annotation, molecular function: enzyme regulator activity; calcium ion binding. NCBI's taxonomy places the organism in Eukaryota, Metazoa, Arthropoda, Malacostraca, Decapoda, Portunidae.
UCCAGAAGGCCGCUCCCGCCCGCCCGCCCUCCGCCCCUUCACCACCACUACCACCCACUUCCACCAUCACUGCCUUCACCACCUACAGUGUAAAAGCAUCCAAGUAUCCCCCUCAGCCAACACUAAGCAGCCAAGCAUAGUCCUCGUUCAGGCAUCCAGUUCUCGUCUCGCCAGCGUCUUGUUUCGCCUGACGGUUUUUCUGCUCAUCUGCUUCUUAACCCAAACCGCCAUGGAUGAGGAACAGAUUGCCACUCGUGUGUGUGUGUCUACCUGCCUGAUAAUUAGCAACUACAGGAGGGGUUCAACAAGGUACCUCAGCUAUCUUUCACCUUAGGACUGACUGACUGAUUGACUGCUUCUGGCACCGCAACAAUGUUCACAGCGCUGUCUUCACCUCUGAUUAACCGCCACCACGUUCGCUGCACAUUUCUGGCACCGCAACAAUGUUCACAGCGCUGUCUUCACCUCUGAUUAACCGCCACCACGUUCGCUGCACAUUGCUAAAGUGACUCAACGAAGAAGUCCUGAACGUAAGAAAAUCCACCUCUUAAAAUCUCUAAAAUGUCUCUCAAAGUAUCAGUAAAAUUAAAUGACUCAGAAUACGAUGACUGAAAAAAAAACAGGAAUAAUAGAAGCAACAAAGGGAGAUUAUGAAGACGAACAUGAAGAAGACCAUCAUUCUACUCUGCCAUGCGAAAAUGAAAAGUUUAUGAAGAAAACGAAGAUAACAAACAUUCUCAUUCUACUUUACGGAGACGAGAGGCUGAAGACGACGAAAACGAACUAUAAAAUCAAGAACACCCUCGUUUUACUCUGCCCAUGCCAGAAUAAGCCAAAAGAAAAAAAAAACGAAGAACAAGAAUAAGAAGACUCCUGUACUUCACCACCCAUGCGAGGAUGAGAGAGAAGCUUAAAAAGUAAACAAAGAAGUAGAGAAGAGACACUUGUCCUACUCUUUCCUCUGCUCUAGACUGUGGCAGUGGUGAGGCAUACGUCACAUCCCUCACAAAAAAAAAAAAAAAAAGCAAUGCCAAAUAAUAAAUAGCUUACGCAAAUGGGACAAAACACAUGACCGAUUUCACGCCAACGAGGAGAGUGCAUAUUAUUUUUUGUGAAUACACCAAGGUCACUUCUACCUCGUGUGUGUGUGUGGGGGAAUGAGGCGAGUAGCGCAAGGAUGAUGAUGAUGGGUGAUAAUGAAGAACACAAAUAACAGUUGGAAUAAAAAAAAUACAAGAACACAAAAUCGUUAAUUGGUAUUUAUAACAUCCUAACCACGAAUAUCCAAGAAGAAAUAUACCAAUAAGAAAAAGAACAAAAAUACAAGGAAUAAAAAAAAGGAAAACACUAGAACAACAUCCUAGAAACAAAAAAGUUGCAAUCCACAAACUUCAUCCUAGACACCAAGAGACACAACACGACCGGCAUGAACAAAAGCCAACAAAUUAGUCCUUCUGACACUGACGGCCCGACCAUGAGUUUCCAUCACCACUGUAUGGCCUACCAAGCUGUGCACACAGAGAUGGACAGCCUUACAACAACCAUACCAAGAUACAAACAGGGGAUCAAGAGCUUUCCUGUUCCUCCCGACCCAAUUACAAAGGGUUCAACUCAAAUGGACAACUACGCAGGAGGCUGAUUGAGAGAGGGAGGGACACCCAUGAAGAAGGUGUUUCAGAUGUUCGACCAGGGCAAGACGGGCUUCGUGGAGUGCAGCAAGUUCGUCAAUAUCUUGAACACACUUGGCCAGGCCUUUGACGAGGAUGAGCUCAAGAACAGGAUUGCAGAAAAUGACCCGAACAAAGAAGGGAAGGUGGAUUUUGAAAAGUUCUGUGCCAUCGUAAUGCCCUUCCUGGAGGAGGACGACGACGAGGCCAUGCACGAGGAGCUCAAGGAGGCCUUCAGACUGUACGACAAGGGCGGCGAUGGCUACAUCACCACGCAGACAUUGAAAGAGAUUCUGAGAGAGCUAGACAACAAGCUCUCGGAGGAAGACCUGGAUGGCAUCAUUGACGAGAUCGACGAGGACGGUUCCGGGACAGUCGACUUCGAUGAAUUCAUGGAGAUGAUGACGGGAGAGUGAAAAGGAGAGCUGAACCUCAUUUCCUCGUCUCUCUCUCUCUCUCUCUCUCUCUCUCUCUCUCUCUCUCUCUCUCUCUCUCUCUCUCUCUCUCUCUCUCAUUUUAGUUUCAUUUAAUUUCUCUGAAUUUCUUUUAUAUAAUUUGGUCUUGUUUUUUUUUUUCCUCUAAUGCUUCACCUUUUUCCCUCAAUGCUCUUGCUUCCAUUUUUUAUUGAUUUUUUUUUUUUACUUUCUACACUGCGCAAUAUUCAACGUCUCUUUUACUUUUCCUUUUAUCAUUAUUGACAUGCUUGCAUAAGUUUUUUUUUUGUUUUGUUAUUACUUUGUCAUGCUUUUUUUCUUUCUUGCUUUGGCUUCACUCUGCCCACCUUUCUCCAUUCCAUCUACAAGUCUUUACCUAUAAGGCUUUGAGUAUACAUAAUUUGUAAUUCAUGUACGUAAUGUAUUUUUUGCCUGUAUCUUAAUAUCCUGCUGUUAACUGUCAGUGUAUGUAAAUGAUGUUCAACUUUUUUGCAAGUGUAACUAAACUUUUCCUUCACCUCAACAAUUAUCAUGUAUUUGGUUUCUUCUGUAAUAAGGAACGUUUCACUCAAGACACUCCCGCGCUUCCUCCCAAAUGCUGCAUAUCAAAAUAAGACAAAACCAAACUUUAAAAAAUACAAAAAAAAAAAAAAAAACAAGAUCACGUCUACUUCAUAAAUUUUCUUCAGGAACCA